Messenger RNA from Acanthosepion pharaonis, 624 nucleotides. NCBI's taxonomy places the organism in Eukaryota, Metazoa, Mollusca, Cephalopoda, Sepiida, Sepiidae. The record is from the annotation of a GenBank genome assembly.
AUGAUGCAUGACUGCAUUAUUCCAGUUUCAUUUUGGCGAGUAGCCGAUUCUCAUUUUUCUUCGUUACGUUUUUUUUUUUUCCAUCGAAGUUUCUUUGUUGGCUUCCUUUUCUUUCCUUUUUUUACCCGAAUUUCUCAUUUGUUUCUCUUUUUCUUUUAUUUUUUUAUUGCUUUUUUUAUUCGAUUCCUUCUUUCUCUUUUGUUUUCUUUAAUUCUCCCUUACACUUUUCUUUCUUUCUUUCUUUCUAUUUUCUUUCAUUUCUUAUUCACUUUCCUGCAUUUCUUAUUUGAUUCUCGUUUUUCUUCUAUUUUCUCGUCUUACACUUUCUUUCUUUUUUUUCAAUACUCAGUUUUAUAUUUUGUGUUUCACUUUAAUAUUCUGUGCUUCUUUACUUGGUCUUCAUGCAACGUUAUCCAUUUUUGCCUUGCUGUUUCUCGGUUAGUUCCUUUUCAACCGUCGCUUUUAUCGGUACCCGACUCCACCACAAGUACCUUAUGUCUCUUACUUCUCUGUAUCUAUAUAACUCCCUCCUCUAUUCUAGGCCAAUUCUUACUCCCUCUCCUUUUAUUCUUUCCUUUUUCUUUUUUCCUUCUUUUCUUCUUUUGCCGUUCAAGUUUCCUGUGA